Messenger RNA from Wasmannia auropunctata (little fire ant), 3111 nucleotides. RefSeq names its product protein FAM122A. Lineage: Eukaryota; Metazoa; Arthropoda; Insecta; Hymenoptera; Formicidae. The transcript has 5 exons. Gene Ontology annotation, molecular function: protein serine/threonine phosphatase inhibitor activity. The record is from RefSeq and is a predicted model, not a curated record. Bases 1 to 936 code for a protein of 311 amino acids.
AUGGACGUUGACUGCCCGAUCGUUAGCCUGAAGCGAUCCAGCAGCGCGCCGAUGAUUAACGAGAUCAGCGCGACCAUGUCCGUCACCACGCCGUCGACGUCGUCGUCGAGGGACGCUGUAUCGACCUAUAAUAUAUUUUCUAAUUCAACUCGUCUACGACGCUUUAGUACCAGUAGCCCUGGUAAUGUUCCUAGAUUGACACCACGCGUGAGUCAGUUAAGACAGGAGGAAUGCGUGGACGUCGCUGGCCGGGAGGCAGCACACGAGAGGGAAAUUCACAGUGCCAUGCAGAUAUCGCAAUCAUGGGAGGACCUUACGUUGGAGGCGGAAGGAUUGUCGUUCAAAGACUCGGAGUCACCCACGCAGCAGCUUAACAAAAUGGAACGGCCGAAGAGGCCGUUGGAUCCUCUAAGUCUGAAUCUGUCUAUCACCGGCUCGCCGCUGUGUUCUUCACCUUCCCCCACAAGAUCUGGAUUUAAUCAAAGACAAUGUUACUCUCCUGGCAUUCACAUCUGGAAGAACAAUUUGUCUCCUAGUCCGACGAGAAAGGCGUUUGCCACGAGACGCAGUUUGAGUCCUAUCGCGAUAAGGCCAAGCUGUUUGGGGCCAGUCAAAAGAAAAUUCGAGCUGGACGAGGCCGGAAUGGAUCACAAUUUGCAACCACCUGCAAAACGCACCUCUGGUUUAUUGACGUCGGUUGCAUCCAGAUUGGACGCGCUGUCCAGCCCGCUCCCGGGAACCAUCAGUUCUGUAGGCACGCCCGAAUCGUUAUCGAGCGCGGAUUCGCCUAGUUUCUCCUUCCGGCCGGUGGACAGCCCGUCGCCGGUGCGCGUGGGUCCGAGCAGCGACAGCGAUUCUCUGUCGGACGCGAGCAAUCAAAGCAAAUCGAUGGAUCAAGUGCGCGCCGACCAGAUCAGUCAGGACGGUCACAGAUGAACGUGAGAGAUUGUCGAGCAUGCGAGGGCUUGGAGAUGCGACGUGUCACAUUGAUCCCUCCCGGCGUGUGUAUCGACGUAAGGGAGAAGAUACUUAGUGUCUCACGCCGGAAAAACGAAAAGUCACGAGGCAUAUCCUUCUUGUCGUUCCGUUAAACAAAGAGGAAACAGUCGUGCGACACGUAAAUCAAACGACACGGUCCGAAUCUCGGUGCCUCGGCGCUGAAAGAGUGAAGCGCGAGACGGACCGGGUCUUAUUUCACUUGGAACUUUUAGUGCAAGUACGACUAAUUAACGUUUAGAAGAGAGGCAUCUCUAAUAAUUUCGAAUGUACGAGUAAGCGUAGCGCCAACAGUGUUCUCUCCCCUUAAAUGCUAAUCACACAUAUCGGCGAAAAGACGCUCCGCAUGCCUCCGUGCGAUCGUUCCGUUUAUUCCGGAGUAUUUGCGCUUCUCCGACUGGAAUGAUUUAUUUUCUUUUCCUCUUUUUUUUCUUUCUUCUUUUUAAGUAGCUAUAUAUAAUGAUUCCGUAUGUAUUGAUUAAUGUGUACACGAUAACGGCCCUCCCCUUUCUCCCCCCCCCCUCGCUAUUUGUACUAUUCAUCCUAUUCAGCGGACUCUUGGCUCUUGUUAUCUAUUUUUAAUGUUUGAUAAGUUUUGUUUUGGGCAUUGGGUAAUCCUCUAUCCAGUGACUUUCUAACGUGCGUAAUUUAUAAUCGAGAACUAUUUGUUAUGUAGACGAUCAAGGUUGCGUUUAAUCGCGUCGGUUUCGUAAUGCUGUACAGACAUUUAAUCAUCCCCUCGAGGCCUUUAAUUUCUUUCUUAUUAUUAUUAUAUUAUUUGGACCGAUAUACCGACUUGGGACUUGAGUUUUCAUCUUAACGAGAAUUUCGCGUUGACGCCAAUCUAAAUCCCCGGGCUCGUAUUCUUGGCUCGUAACUGUCAGCGUUUAAUGCUGAGUAGAAGAUUCUGAAGUUUUUCCUUAGAAAAAUAUGUUGAAGAGAUAAUGAUUGCAUAACACGAGGGUAAUAUAUAGAGAUAAAACGUGUUGCUGAGUCAUAUUUCUAAGGAAACCGGGGCGGGGGGGGGGAGGGGGGGAGUGAGAAUAUGCCGCAUAUCCUCACACUCAAAGAUCAAAAGCUGGUGUUCUCAGGUCGGCUCUUUUGAGACCGUCUUAAGUAAUGUCUUAAGAUGAUCUAAUACGGCUCUGUGAUUGGCUCGUCACAUCUUAAGAUGUUCUCAAGUGUGACAACCGAAUGUGAAUAUCGGCCGAAGAUCUCUCUAAUCUUCACUCGCGAGGGAAAAUCCGCAAGUAUUGCCUAUUUUUCCUAGCUUCCGAGACUGUCGGCUCGCCAGAAAAAAAAAAAAAAGAAAAAAAAACCACCAUAUUUGUGGCCGGGUGAAACUCGAGUAUCGGCGUGUAUCGAGCAUUAAGUAAUAUAUGUACAUAUACGCAAAAAUGCUGCUGUAACUCAUGAGAUAACGAGAUCUUGUCCUACGUAUAAAUGAUAAUAAUAAUAAUAAUAAUAAUAAUAUAUAGUCUGUCCUAGAUUUCUCUGGAUAAUAUCGUACAAACAAAAAAAUGGCUCUGUUUCUCUCUCUGACGCUUUGUUUACGAAUAAUGACGUAGACACGUAGACACUCCGCCAGGAUCUUCCCUUUACUUAAACCAAAGCAUUAAGUAUUAAGUAUUUUCCAAGCUCACACUAUACACAUUUUAAUACUCCCACUGUCCUUUCUUCUCCCUUCGUUCUUCGUCGGCUUGUGCCGAAAUCGAUCGAGCUCGUCCCUUCGUUUCUGACUUACACUUUAAACAUUACACGGCUGUUAUUACGUGUAAUGAUUCUUAGGGACAAAUGGAGCGUUGCAAGAAUUUAGAUUUCACGUGAUCGAGCGUUGCUUUUGGAGAAUAUAUGUUUUGUAUAAAUAUAUAUAUAUAUAUAUAAAUAGGAACACGGAUUGUGUUUGCAUAUAUCUGUACGAAGUAUCAGAUUUCAGAGAAGAGAGAAAGAGAGAGAGAGAAUAACUCGAUUGACGAUGCUACGAGAAUCUGACUGUGCCAGAAAAUAUUAUUAGUAAUAUGCGCAGAAUGGAUUAUUUAGAUCUUGUAUGCGUUUUAGCAUGUAUAAUAUCUUUCGAACUUCCGCUCGCCUGUUAAAUAAACUGAUGAUAGAUUA